Misgurnus anguillicaudatus (oriental weatherfish) is the source of this 3660-nucleotide messenger RNA. RefSeq names its product multiple C2 domains, transmembrane 1b (gene mctp1b). NCBI's taxonomy places the organism in Eukaryota, Metazoa, Chordata, Actinopteri, Cypriniformes, Cobitidae. Gene Ontology annotation, biological process: regulation of neurotransmitter secretion. Gene Ontology annotation, cellular component: synaptic vesicle membrane. The record is from RefSeq and is a predicted model, not a curated record. Gene Ontology annotation, molecular function: calcium ion binding.
CUGUCAUGUCUGUCUCGUUUUAAAAACACACGAAAGCACCAAAACUUCAUUGCAUCUCCAUCUCUCUGCACUUCCGGUGUUUUCUCACACGCAACAUGUUCUGCUGAGCUGCACGCGCGCGAGUAAAUACCGUUUGCAUCGCUUUGCAUGUGUUUGACUUAAAUAGCCCCACGCAACAAAACACCCGACCGGACCACAGCAGCUGACCGUAUGGAGGACAAGCUGGACAUGGAUGUGCACGCGUCCCACCGGAGCAUCAGGAAAUCUUUCCAAGGCAAAUCCAAACUCACUUCCAGCCCCAAACCCAGCAAGAAGGAGCGGAAACACGAUAGCGGAUUUUGGCUAUUUAAAAAGAAAAGACCCAAUGGUUUGGAUCAGGUGCUGUCUUCUUCUCAACCCGACUUGAUAAGCGCUGUAUCAGCUCCGGACGGAAGUCACGGGGGUGACAGUGAUGGGUCGCCCUGCGGCACGCCGGAGCAGAGUGCGGGGAGAGCGGCGGCAACAGCAGCGUUCGGUGCGGAGAUCCAAACGCUGAAGAGAACCGUCAGCUGCAAACCGACUGUAGCGCAUUUGGUGCAUAAAGCCGCGCAGCAGACAUGUGAACAAAUCGAGGAUGCUGUUAAUGAUACUGAUGAGGAACAGUCGGAGAACAGUGUGGGUAGCAACGCAGCGGACAGUGCCAACACACAACCAUCAAUGCCCAUCUCAACAAUGUACCAGCUGGAUAUUGUGUUGAAAAGAGGAAAUAAUCUGGCCAUUCGAGACAGAGGCGGAACAAGUGACCCAUAUGUGAAAUUCAAAAUUGCCAGUAAAGAAGUUUUCCGUAGUAAAACAAUCCACAAGAACCUUAACCCGGUUUGGGAUGAACGAGUUUGCUUAAUAGUAGAGAAUUUACAAGAGCCUCUAUAUAUCAAGGUGUUUGAUUAUGACUUUGGCCUUCAGGAUGACUUUAUGGGCUCAGCAUACCUGUAUCUUGAAUCUUUGGAGCUUUGCAGACCUCUUGAUGUUCGGUUGGACCUUCAGGAUCCUCACAGUCGAGAUCAGGAUCUGGGCUCUUUGGAGCUGGUGGUUACAUUGUUCCCAAGAGGCACGGUGGAUAAAGAGAUCCUCAGACAGACACAACAGAGUUUUCGCUCGCCAGAGUUUCACAGAAAGUCUCAGCUGUGGCGAGGCAUCGUCAGCAUCAGCCUCAUUGAGGGUCGUGACCUCAUCCCUAUGGACCAGAACGGCCUCAGUGACCCUUACGUCAAAUUCAGACUUAACCAUCAGAAGUACAAGAGCAAAACCAUUCCUAAAACCCUCAACCCUCAGUGGAGAGAACAGUUUGAUCUUCAUCUGUUAGACGAGGAGGGGGGAAUCCUGGAGAUCUCUGUAUGGGACAAAGACAUUGGCAGGAGAGAUGACUUCAUCGGCCAGUGUCAGGUGGAUCUGUCCAAAUUGAGCAGAGAGAAGACGCACAAGCUGGAUGUUGAGUUGGAGGAGAAUAAAGGACGACUGUUUCUGCUGGUGACUCUCACGGCCACUGCCGCCGUCUCGGUUUCUGACCUGUCUGUUAACAUGCUGGGUGACGCAGAAGAACGCCAGGAGAUUAUUAAUAGAUAUAGUCUUCUGAAGUCGUUUUUUAACUUGAAGGAUGUGGGAAUCGUGCAGGUGAAGAUCUUGAGGGCAGAGGGGCUGAUGGCCGCUGAUGUCACGGGAAAGAGCGAUCCAUUUUGUGUAGCAGAGCUGAGUAAUGACCGUCUGCAGACGCACACAGUCUAUAAGACGCUGAAUCCAGAGUGGAAUAAAGUCUUCAUAUUCAAUGUGAUAGACAUUAACGCCGUGCUGGAAGUCACCGUCUACGACGAGGAUCGGGACCGCAGCGCCGACUUCCUGGGUAAAGUGGCCAUCCCAUUACUAAACAUCCGCAACGGCGAACAGAAGGCCUACGUCUUGAAAAACAAGGAGCUGACAGGGCCAACAAAAGGGCUCAUCUUUCUCGAAGCAGACGUCAUUUUCAACAGCGUGAAAGCCGGUUUGCGGACGUUCGUCCCGCAGGAAGAGAAGUACUUUGAAGAGGAGUCCAAACUCUCUAAACAGCUGUUGCAGCAGAAUUUUAACCGUGUGAAGCGCUGUGCUCUCUUCCUCAUGAAUGUGGGCUCGUACAUCAACAGCUGCUUUCAGUGGGACUCUCCGCGCAGGAGUCUCUGUGCUUUCCUGAUCUUUGUAUUUGUAGUUUGGAACUUUGAGUUCUACAUGGUGCCGUUGUUCCUGUUGCUGCUGCUGAUGUGGAAGUUCUUCAUGCUGGCGUCCGGGAGGGAAACGCGCGAACGGGCCGUGCAAACAAUGGAAGACUUUCUUGAAGAUGAGGAUGAAGUUGAUGACAAAGAUGAAAAGGAGUCGGAGAAAAAGGGCUUUCUGGACAAAUUCUAUGCGAUUCAGGAUGUGAUCAUCACGGUUCAGAGCACUCUGGAUGAAGUCGCAUGCUUUGGGGAAAGAAUUAAGAACACAUUUAAUUGGACCGUGCCGUUUCUCAGCUGGUUAGCCAUAACGGUGCUGUGUGCCGGUGCUGUGCUGCUGUAUUUGAUCCCGCUGCGCUACAUUGUGUUGGCCUGGGGCAUCAACAAAUUCACCAAGAAACUUCGAAACCCUUACCUCAUUGAUAACAACGAGCUGCUGGAUUUUUUGUCUCGGGUUCCCUCAGAUGUUCAGAUGGUUCAGUACAGAGAGCUAAAGCCGGAUUCAAGCCAGAGUCCCAGCCGGAAAAAGAAGAACUGAUUCCUCUAAAGACGUUUUAAAUCGAUGGCUUCCGAAACACUUCUCGUGUUAAAUACACUGUGAACAUCAGUUUAAUUUUAGUUUUAAAAAGAUAUUUAUAUAGUUUUAUAUGCAAAUCUGCAUAUUACAAUCAGUUAGUAAUAGUAAUAUGGCACCAAAAUGAAUGGUUGCUCAUACGAUGUACUUUAUUUAUAUGUCUAUUUAUAAUGUGUAGCACAUGAUGUAUGUUUUUUUUAAACGUGGCUCUUCUUAAAAUCCUGAACAUUUGAUUGGUUUGUGGUGCCAAAACAUCUGCCUGCAUUUCUGUCUCUGUGUGUAAUAAAUGUUUAGCUUUUACAAACCUACUGUAUGCAAAAUUGAAUGUAAUUCUGAGCUACGUUCAGCUCCGACCACAGUGGGGUUUCUUUUAUUAAAUACCCCAAAUCUUAACAGUAUCUUUGCACCUUUGAAGCCACUUUUUAUAUCAUUCAUCUGGGACUUUAACAUAUCUUCUAUUUAAAAGAGAUAUUGCAUGCCAUGCAUCCAAAUUUGUGCACCAAAAAUGUACUGUACAGUAAAUACAAAUUGUGUAAAUGUUAUUUAUGUCGUGCUGGGCAUGUUUGACCCAUGACCUCUCUCUCUCUCUCAUACUGCCGUUGCAAUAUAUAUAUUUUUUCAAGAUAUAAUGAAUGACUAUACAGUGUUUUAUAUUUGUAAAUUUGUGUUAUUUGUUGAGAAUGACUCUUUAUGAGCAUGUUUAAUUGUUUGAAAUAUUAUUAUUAUUUGAAAUAAUAUGAAAGAAUAUUUUUCAUUUCAUUACAUAAUUCAAUAUAAAUCCAUUCUUGAAUACUGUAACCAUAUACUGCAGCAGUCUUGAGCUCUUUGCAUGUUAAUACAGGGCUGAAGCCGACCAAUGAAAACCUC